Molecule: messenger RNA, 639 nt
Organism: Paramecium primaurelia
Lineage: Eukaryota; Ciliophora; Oligohymenophorea; Peniculida; Parameciidae
Source: the annotation of a GenBank genome assembly
AUGACAGACGGAAUAUUUGUUUCUAUUAUGUUGCCUGCUUUUAUAGUCAAACAUGAAAAUUAAAUUGUAAAUUUACUAACUAUUUGACAAAGAAUUAACUCUUAUAAUAAAUACUUUGCAUCUCCUCUUAAUCAUAUGAAAUAUUUGAAAUUUCAUCAAAAUUUGGAAAGGAGUUUGGUGUUAAAUUAAUAAAAAAUUGUAAUAAUAAUUGCAAAAAAAUUAGCAUUAAAUCUUCGAGAUAUAGAAAUAUUAAUUGAAGAAAAUAGAUAGCUUCAUGCAUCAUAUUAAAAAUGUAAAGAAUCCUUAUAAAUUCUAAAUUGUGAAUUUAAAAAAAUAGUCAAUGAUCCUCUAAAUCAAUGUGAAUCAGAUAAAAUAAAAUACUAAACAAAAAAACUUAAAAAAGUGAAGGAUGAGAAUAAAAGACUUAGAUAACUUUUAAAGUACUUACUAUAUUUCUAUAUGUUCUAGAUCCUAUCUUGAUAAUAGUGAUAAUAGAAGAAUGGAAACACAUGCCAAAGUAGAGUUACUUAAGGAGGAACUUAAUUCUUUAGUAAAAGUAAAAUUUACUAUUGUUAUCAUAAGGAAUUUGAACAACAAGAACAAUAGAAGAAAUAAAAUGAUAUUUUAAUAUCAAAUUGA